Messenger RNA from Dipodomys spectabilis (banner-tailed kangaroo rat), 2425 nucleotides. RefSeq names its product putative adhesion G protein-coupled receptor E4P. The record is from RefSeq and is a predicted model, not a curated record. NCBI's taxonomy places the organism in Eukaryota, Metazoa, Chordata, Mammalia, Rodentia, Heteromyidae. Gene Ontology annotation, cellular component: membrane. Gene Ontology annotation, molecular function: G protein-coupled receptor activity; calcium ion binding. Bases 115 to 2034 code for a protein of 639 amino acids. Gene Ontology annotation, biological process: adenylate cyclase-activating G protein-coupled receptor signaling pathway; cell surface receptor signaling pathway. The transcript has 18 exons.
CUUCCCCUUUAGUUAGCACUGAAGAGGCACCAGGCUGAGGAGAGGCUAAGUCUUCGGCACCUUGGGGUCUGCUGAAGAGAGACUGUCGGCUUUGUGUUCCGGUGUCUCUGAACUAUGGGAAGCUGGUGCCUACCCAUGCUCUCAGCCCUUGGCGUCUUGCUGGCUGUGUCAGGAUGGGAAGUAACAAAUUCUAAAGCUCCCUGUCCCCACUGCCAUGUCUACGCUGACUGCCACAACACCACCCACUGCAUCUGUAAGCCUGGAUUCCAGCCCACAUCUGGCCCAGGCCCCUUCAUCUGGCCCCAGGAGGCAUGCGAAGACAUCGAUGAGUGCCAGACGCAGCAGGUGCGCUGCAGGAAAAAAUCUUACUGCAAGAACAAGAUUGGGAGCUACCUCUGCAGCUGCGUGGUAGCGAUGCCUUGGCUCAACUGGGUGGCCAGCAUAAUUGACAUCGAACAUCCACAGUGUUACAAUGAACUGUCCCCAGGCCACACGGAAGGGGAAACGGUUCCACAGCAGGAAGACCAGGGCACAGAGACAGGAGGAACGGCUACGCCUCAAGUGAAUAUUUGGAGAGCUAUGGGUAAAAACGGAAACAGAAAAGACUUUGCGAAGAAUGUCACCCAAAUGCUUCGGCGUGUAGAAUUCUUCAUAUGGAAUCAAAGUUCUGAUUUUCCAACAAAAGGAGAAUAUCCAGAGCUUGAUAUAGUCUAUGAAACCAAGAGAUGCGACCAGAAGACUGUUCUGGCAGCUGGAAACAACACAAUGGACAUCGACUGCGCCAGCACCCUCACGGGAUCUGGAAGGGAAGGUGCCGGUAAGGUGGCUCUCAUCACUUACCAGACUCUCGGGAACUUUCUGAACGAAUCCUUCUUCCAUCACAGAAAAGGGAUGCGGGGAGUCAGGCUGAACUCUCAGGUCGUGACUGGCACCAUUGGCUCAGAAGGCAAAGUCCACCUGUCAGACCCCGCACUGCUGACUUUUCAACACACUCAGCAUGGCACCCUGAGAAGAAAGUGCUUGUGUGUGUCCUGGGAAGGAUCCAAGGAAGGGGGCAGCUGGUCCACCGAAGGCUGCUCUCCAGUGAAAAGUAACGAUUCUUACACCACGUGCAAGUGCUACCACCUGUCCAGCUUUGCUGUCCUCAUGGCACUGGCCCCCAAGGCAGACUUCGCCCUGUCUGUGAUCACCUGCGUGGGGCUGAGCGUAUCGCUGCUGUGUCUCCUCCUGGCGGCCCUCACCUUCGUCCUGUGCCGGCCCAUCCACAACACGGGCACCACGCUCCACCUGCAGCUCUCUGUCUGCCUCUUCCUGGCACACUUGCUUUUCCUCACGGGCAUCAACCGAACUGAGCCGGAGACGCUGUGCGCCAUCAUAGCAGGGGUGUUACAUUACCUCUACUUGGCCUCCUUCAUGUGGAUGCUUCUAGAAGGCCUCCACCUCUUCCUCACCGUCAGGAACCUUAAGGUGGCCAACUACACCACCACAGGCCGAUUCAAGAAGAGGUUCAUGUACCCUCUGGGCUAUGGAAUCCCAGCUGGCAUCGUGGCCGUGUCUGCAGCAGUUGGACCUAAGAAUUAUGGAACCUUUACCCACUGCUGGCUCAACCUUGAUAAAGGAUUUAUCUGGAGCUUCAUAGGACCCGUGGCAGUCAUUAUCUUGAUAAACUCGGUGUUCUAUUGCCAAAUUCUGUGGAUUCUGAGAAGCAAAAUUGCCUCCCUCAAUAAAGAAGUGUCUACCCUUCAGGACACCAGAGUCAUGACAUUGAAAGCCAUUUCGCAGCUCUUCAUCCUGGGCUGCUCGUGGAGCCUUGGUUUUUUCAUGGUGGAGGAAGUAGGGGAGGUGGUUGGCUCGGUCAUGGCCUACUUGUUCACCAUCACCAACGUCCUGCAGGGGGUGUGGCUCUUCGUGGUGCACUGCCUGCUGAACCGCCAGGUGCGGAUGGAAUACAGGAAGUGGUUUAGUGGAAUGCGGAAAGGGGCUGAGGCUGAGAGCACCGAGAUGUCCCAUUCCACCACCCACACCAAAAUGUAGGGGGACCCCGGGAAGUCAUUGGAGUCCAUUCAUGGAGAAGAUACUUGUGUGCCGCUGGCUCCCUCUGGUGGUUGUUGGUGGAUUGUGCUAAUGUGCCUUUCUCGUGAAACACCCAGACUUCCAGCAGCAGGCUGGAAGACCAUUUUUAUCAGUUAUUAAUGCAUUUUACUGUAUAUAGUUUCUCUGUGAUAUUUUCCAUUCAUUUUUAUGUAUCAUGCUUUGAUCAAGCCUUCCAUCCAUUCAUCUCCUCCCCCGCCCUCUCCCCACCCCACCCCCUGCGUUUCUCCUUUCCUUCUCCCCAUCCUUUGCUUCCAGUCACCUUCUUCAACUCUAAUAAUUUUUUUUUUGGCCUGUCAUGGGGCUUGAACUCUGGGCCUGGGCACUGUCCCUC